This is a messenger RNA of Ostrea edulis (European flat oyster), 4515 nucleotides long. RefSeq lists its product as uncharacterized. The record is from RefSeq and is a predicted model, not a curated record. Lineage: Eukaryota; Metazoa; Mollusca; Bivalvia; Ostreida; Ostreidae. Bases 1240 to 4158 code for a protein of 972 amino acids. The transcript has 18 exons.
ACGGGUGAUCAGAAAAGCUCACUUGAGGUUUCAGUUCAGGUGAGCUAUAAAUAUAUUACUGGCCUGCAGUUAUACUAGCAUAAGACAAGUACAAUGUUAUUGGCUUUUGUAAAUAAAUGAUUCAUAAAUGCUUUUACUAAAAUUAAAAGUUUUCAUCAUAGGUUUUAAUUAAUUUAAUUCACUUUCUGUUGGAAUAUAAAAUGGAUCAUAUUAACUGUUAAUCUUAUAUGACUUUCAUUACAAAUGAUAAUACACCAUACCUCAAUAGUUGACCCUUCUACUGACACUUUGGUCAUUGAGAGUGCUUCUUUGUUCUUAAUCCUUUGGACCUCUCCUCUCAAUUUGUUAACCUCCUCUGUCAGCUUUUUCUGUUCUUUCACUUAAAAGAACAUUAAAUAUAUUCCUUAUUUAUGAAGGUUUUGAUUUUGGUCAAACUGUGCUUUCAAUUCUAAUUCUAGGAGAAAUAUGUAUCAAACAAACAAGCAUCAAUUAUAUUAUAAUCACUUAUUUAUUUAUUUAUUCCCCCCAGAAAACAUUAAUAUUUAGACAUAAACAAUUGUUACUGAAAAAUAAUAUAUUACUUUUGAAUAAAUUGAUACUUAUGAAUAAGUUAAUCAUUACAAUAAUUAAAAAAAGAAAGAAAUUAAGUUCCUUACAAAUUUCUGACAACACUGCCAUAAUUUUAUCCUGUGGAGGGAUGUCAACAGUGGGAGGAGCAGGGGGUGAUUCAGGAACUACUCGAGCUAAUUGUGGAGAAUCUGAGAGAUUUGGGAGAGGCCCCACUUGUGAGUUUUCGAAUAGGUCAUCUUGAGAGUCCUGUGAAUAAAUACCAUAUGCACCUUAAUGACUGAAUGUCAAUUAAAAGUUAAUGAAUUGUUUAUUUAUGAUUCCUGUUUGUUUAUGAUAAAACCAAAAUAUCAGACAGUUCUUAGAUCCACUCCUCAUCUUUGUUCGAGUUACUGCCCUUAGACAUUGAGUAAACACGCAUAGAUACUUGUAUUGCAUUAAAAUCUAAACAUUUUAUUCAUAGAUAUGGGUCAGUGUAUUGAAUAUAAACAAAUUUAGCGAUACUUACUGCCAAGUAGUCUCUCUCCAUCUUUCCGAACCUUUAUGUUUUGAUCGUCUGCUAGCGCGUGCUAAAAUAUGCUUGGUUAACUUCGCGCUUGAACCGAUGGCAAGUAAUCAAAACAGUGUGAAAGCGUUUUCUGAACAUUGAUUUUGACACUGACAGUUGGCGCGAUGGCUUUUCGCUGCAACGUCUGUGAUGUGUCAUUUGACAAAAUAAAUCAUUUAAAUCGACACAAUCUUACAAGAAAACACCUAUUAAAUGACAGCUUCAAAAGCCUGAUGAACACCUGUUGUGACAAGGAGGAAAAUAUCGACAAUACGACGAAGUUUAGUUCGUGUUCGUUUCAACGAGACGCAGAAAUUUUAGAAAACAGUUUCGCAACGUUGAUUAACGAUGACGAUUCGGAUACCGAUGGGGAGACUGAACCCGUCUCGGAGACAGAGGAUUAUGAUCUAUUGAAUGAAGGCUUCAGUAGUGACUCUGAGAGCCAAACAUACGAGGACCAAACAAAUGACAGCAAGUGGUAUCCAUUUCCAGACAAGCUGAGUCUUCUUUUAUAUGGAUUGCUUCAUAGUACAACACAUCACAUUAGUUUGGAAGUGGCAAAGUAUGUGUGGUUCAUUUUAAAAGAAGUUGGUGUUCCCAAUGUACCAUCGUUAAAUCAUAUCAGAAACAUGAAAUUUGGGGACUUGGAUGUAAACAGCUUGAUAGCUAAGGGAGAAGAUGACAAUGGUUUACCUUUAUACAUUCUGAAACCAACUGAAAUUGCCAAACUCCACUUGAGCAAUCCUUCAAUAUCAAAGAACAUUGCCAGGUAUCCACGGAAAACUGGUCUUGUACGUGAGCAAAGGGACGGCAGUCGCCUCCAUGAAAUCGGAUCCCCUUGGGCAUCAUUUGGUGAUACUCAUUUUCAUGUGGGUAAUGUUGUGGAAUCAACAGCUGACCAUAUUAUUGGAAUCAUAAGAUCAUUUUACGAGAGUGAAGAGGAAAAUUUUAUUCUGGCUGAUUUAGAAAUAUUGAAACAGGAAAGGAAUGAAGACAAUCAAAGCUGCUUGGUGAAGACAACAAAAUGCAGUGCUGCUCCAUUAUCUAGUUUGUCUGCAUACUCAGCAGAUCACAUAAAAAUUAUGGAAAUGGCAACAUCAGGAAAACUGGUCGAAAUAUCAGAUGAGGAGAAGUCUGAGGUUCUGAAUUCGUAUCAGAAUCAACGCAUUCCGAAACUGUCAAUUCCUGUGAAUUUGUUCAUUGAUGACACAUCUACAAAUAUCAGUAGGAGAUGGCUGCCAAUGCAUUGUGCACAAAUGCAACUAGCAGGAGUUCCUUUCAAAUUCCGUAAUAGUGAAGUCUACUCCAACUACCUUGGAGCCUCUGAGCAUGCUUCAAUGAUGAGCAUAUCUAAAGUUAUUCUACAGGACAUUAAAUCCAGCCAACAAAUUCCAUUUGAGACAUUUCAUGCGGAAAUGAAGACUUGUGUAAAAUUUACAAUGGAAGUUGCUUCACUGAUAGCUGACUUUAACAUGUUAUCAUUGACGUGCAACCAUGCUGGGGCAACAACUUUGAAAUUUUGUCCGAAAUGCCAUGCAGACAGAAAUAGUUGCUUAUCAAAGCAGAGAGAAAGAACGCCCCAGGAAACAAAGAGGACAGUAGAAAGAUUGAAUAUGCGAGGAACAGAAGCAUCAAAGAAACCUUUGAGAAAGGACACAGGUGUGAAGGAGUAUGACAACCCUUUCUGGGACAUCCUUAAUCCCCAUAGAGAUGUACCAUCUGGACUUCUUCAUCUUUUUCAUCUUGGAACAUCAAAACAUCUUUUUAAAGUCUGCAUUGAUUCAUUAACUGAUACUCAGGCAACAUCACUUGAAAGCCAUUUAACUGCUCUAGAUGCCCAUCAGCGAGUGAAAUUUAACAUUACCAAGAAUGUGAACAGCAGACAAGGGAAGGAUUUGAAAAAAUUUAUUCAAGUUGCACCCUUCAGUUUCGAAUAUGCUGGUCUGGAUGCAAGGUUUCUUAAGAUGACCUGUGUCCUGUCUCUGAUAAAUAGGAUUGUGCACUUGGAUACAUUUGCGGAGGAAGAUGUACAUCUGCUUGAUAAUCUUGUCGAGAAGUAUCUCAUUCUUGUUGAACGCCAUGUACCAGAGUUGAUGAACAAAGUAAAGACACAUUUGAUGACCCAUUUGACUGAUGAAAUCAUUCGGCAUGGUCCACCCCUUGCAUACUCUGAGGAUGUAUUUGAGAAGAGGCAUGGUGUGAUCAGAGCAAAGCUAUUUCAUCAGGAAAAUCAGCUGGCCAGAAGUAGAGAUACUGCAGUCAUUUUCGGAAAAAGCUAUUUGUUCCAACAUGUCAUAGUGGGGGGCUAUUUUACAGACAAUGGAACCUGGAGGCAGUGUACAAAGGAGGUGCAGGAUUUAUCCACUAGGAAGGAAAUGUGCAACUUUUUUGGAAAUCUAUCAGAAAUCAAACAAGACUGUGAGAAGCCUUUGCUUUUGAGACCACUUCGUACAGCCAACAACAAAACAAAGCUGCAAGAUAUGUCAGCAUUCCAACACCAAUGCCUCCUAUUGCAGGGUCUUAUUGACCUAGGGAUCCCAUCCCCCUGUUUGGAGGGGAAGAUGAUCAGCUACCAAAUGUGUAGAUGUAAAGAUGGAUCAAGUAUUGCUGAGGGGAUGUCCAUCAUGUAUUUGAGUAGAGAGGAUGAGUUUAAAGUUGGAAUCUUCAAAGGUGGUCUACUCCUUCUUCAGGGUGCUAGGAGAAGUUCAUUAGCAAUUGUUGAAAAGGGGGUUAUACAGCAACCAACACAUCUUGGUUGUCCUGUGAUAGAGUUCUCUGAGGAUUUGGAUGUUAUUCCUAUUACAAAUGUUCUUUCCUACAUGCCACUUGUUCAUCACUGUAUCCAGUGCCAUUGCAGCAUCAAAGAAGGAAAAACCCCAGCCAGGAUUGAACAAGAGGAGACUGAACUCAAGCAUACAAAGUUUAUUAAACACAAGUUAUCCAGGGGACACAGAUUGUUUCUAGUCAAUGUAUAUUCACUAAAAUGUCCAUCUAGUUUUGAUUUUUCUAAACCAUCAGCUUGUGCAAAGUCAUUUUUGAUAUAAAUCUUCUUUGUAUGUAUUUUUAGUAUACUUGCACAAGCAAUCCCCUUGAUGCUCUGAGAAUUUUUUGAAAUAAGUAUACAUGUUUGUUUGCUUUUGUUUUACAGCCCUUUGAGAAUUUUUCACUCAUGUUUGGGAUGUGACCAUCCCUGUUGAAAGGCUGCAAAUAAUAUUUAAACCUAUACUCCACACUUGUGUUCAUUGACCAGUGGGGGAUUUUUUUUUAUGCCAACAUAAAAAAUGUGCUGUAUGGUGUGAUUAUGUAAAGAAUAUGCUGUACAUGUUUUAAUGUAUCAUGGAUUCCUGCUGUACAUGUUUUAAUUUAUGGAUUCAUCACUAAAAUUAAAUUUUAAAAGUAAA